AUGACCAAGACGGCGAGCGCAAAGCGCAAACGCGCCGAGAGAGAGGCCCUCAAGGCAGCCGAGUCCAACAAGCGCGCCAAAUCCUCCCACAAUGCCUCGGCCGACGGCAGCAUCACCCCGGACUCGAACGAUGUCGCCGAUGCCACCCAUAGUGGAAGCGGUACCAGGCUGCCUAAGAUUCUGUUGGAGAAGACGCUUUUUGUCGAGAAUUCGACCGGCAAGGACCGCGUUCGCGAGGCGAAGCUGUACGACCUCCUCAGCAGCGAGAAUGAGACGGACCGCCUCGAGGCCGCUGGCGCCAUAAUCUCUAGUCUGCUCGAUGGUGAGGGCGUGACGGAGGCAGUUCUGACAAGACAUCUCGACUGGCGACUGUUCCGUGGUCUUGCCAGCGGAAGAGCGGCGUCGAGGUUGGGGUACAGCGUCGUCUUGACCGAGAUUCUGAGCCAGCUUCUCGGCCCGCCGAGAAACUUGUGCCGUGAAAAGUAUCCCGGCCUGACUUUUGAUAAGGUCUUGGAGAUGUUGAUGGAGAGGACGCGUUUCGGAGGAAACAUUUCGGGCCAGGAGGAGCGAGACCUGUACUUCGGACAGCUUUUCGGACUUGAAUGCUUCGUGCGCGCGAGGGUCUUGUUCCUCGACGAGGAGGGCCCCGACAGAUGGAACGAGAUUCUCAGACUGCUUGUGAAGUUGGGCGGCAAGAAGAUCUGGCUGCGGCCGCAAUGCGGAUGGGUCGUUGCGCAGGCUUUGGCGCAGCUGGAUCGCCCCCGCGUCGAGAUGGUCCUGCAGCAGCUUGUUGAGCUCGGCUGGGCCAAGACCCCCGAAGGUGUGGGCAUCUGGCUCGUCGCAUUCGAGCAGUGCCCCGAACUGACCAUCGGCGACAAGGCGAAGCACCAUCAUCCCCUCUCUUCGAGGAACCUGGGUGAGCUGGCGGGUAUCCUGAAGGAGAGCGGGCAGGAUGAUGUUGAGAAGCAGCAACAGCAACAGCAGCAGUCGAGGAGGGGUGGCUAUGUCAAGAACAAGCAGGCCAACUGGACGCCGCAGCUUCAUUUUGUAUGGGACCUAAUUGUGCGACACUUCCUGCGCAGGGGUCCUGCACAUGUUGACGGGUUUCGAUCCUUCUGGAAGCGAGUUGUCGAUGACAACUUCUUCGCCAAGACCGCCACUGAGGGACAGAAGUUCAGGGGCUUUUUGGUCUUCCAGAAGAUGCUUCAGAGCUACGCCGAUAUCGACGACCUCCUCGACGUCCUCUUCAGCAGAAACCUGAUGACCUGUCUCAUCAAUCAGGCAUCUCAAGAAGAUCGCUUCCUCCACCGUGCAGCUUUGAAGACAUUGAAAGUCAUCGAGGAGACUUCUGCGGCGCAUCCUGAGGCUACCGGCAUCAUUCUCGACAACUUGAUUAACAACAACGGACUGUAUCGAUUUGAUGUGAUGACUAAGAGCAAGACAGUUGACAAAAUUCUUCAGCAUGUGAAGGCCGAGACCGGCGAGGAUGUCAUCCAGGUUCUUAGCGGACCUGUAAUGAAGACUUCCACUACGUCGAAGGAUAUUAACACGGUCAAGCUCGAUCUUCGCGUCUACAUCGAAUACAUAUUCCGCCUGACCACCUCGGCACCAGAACCCGCUCUGCAGGAGCUGACCUCGCUCGCAUAUGCUAAGCCCAUUUGGAUCCCGGAGAACGCGAACUCGCUAGUGACGGAGCUGAGCAGAAGCCGUCUUCAGUCGGCCUUUGCGAAGCUGUCGCGAAAGGCAGAGGAUUCCAACUACCUUUGCACAGCAGUGCAGUCAAUCAACCCAGACUACAUUCGCAUGGAAGGCGAGAUGAAGAAGGAGGUUCACUCAGCGCGGAAGCGGUUGGAGAAGCUCAUGAAGCAGAGUGCUUCCGCGAGCGAGAGCUCGACGGAUGAGGUCAAGAUCUCACAGGGCCUGGCGCUGCUUCACGCGAUUGCCAUCUUCCAGCUGUACAACGAGGAGCCGGAUGCGUUCCAGCUUCUGAGCGAUCUCAAGGAGUACCAGACUCGUCUGCAGACGGACGAGGAAGGCGCUGCAGAAUUCUUGGUCGAGAUCUUGCUUUCCCUUGUUUCUCAGCAGUCGUCGCUUUUGCGUGAGAUCUCGCAGCGGGUGUUUGGCUACUUCACUAGCCGGGUGUCUCCCAAGGCACUGGAGCUGUUGUUGGAUGUCCUCUCGGCCGACGAGAGCGCCAAGGGACAGCAGUCGCUAUUCGACGUCGACGCCGAUGAUAUGGAUGUCGAGGAUAUGGAGGAGGACGAAGACGAAGACGAUUCCGACGAUGAGGCUGGUUCUGACGCCGAGGUGGAUUCCAAUGUCGAGUUCGAUGCUCUCGACGCCAGUGACGAUGAGGAAGGCGAGGAGAAUAAUGAAGACGAGGAAUCCGGAUCGGACGAAGAGGCAGACGACGAAGAAGCACAGAACCUCGCAGACCUUGAUGACGCGCUCGGUAAGAUCCUCAACAGCCACCGCCUCGACAAGGACGAAGAUGCCGAGUCCUCGGACAACGACUCGGACAUGAGCGACGGAGACAUGCUGGAGCUGGACGGCAAGCUGGCCGAGGUCUUCAAGCAGCGCCAAAAGGCGGCGCCGAGCAAGAAGAAGGAGCGCAAGGCCGCCAAGGAGUCCGUCGUCAACUUCAAGCGGCGCGUGCUGGACCUGCUCGAGAUCUUCGUGCGAAACGAGGCGGGCAGCCCGACGACGCUGGCGAUCUUGCAGCCACUGCUGCAGCUCGUCCGCACGUCGACGAUCAAGACGCUCACUGAUCGGGCUUUUGAGCUGAUCAAGGACUACCAGAAGCGCGCGCGUAAGGCUAGAUCUGGUAGCAGUGGCGGCAAGACGGAUGACAAGGUCGACCUGGAGGAGGCGGUUGAGGUCCUGAAGGGCAUUUAUGCCGAGCUCAAGGCCGGCGAGACAAAGUCUCACGCCAAGGCCGCGGUGCCUGCCUGCUUGAUCGCUGCUUCUAGCGUGUUCCACGCCGGCAAGGGUGACCGGGCUGCCGUCGAUGCCGUUGUUGGGGAUGUGGAGGGGGCAUCAGCGACGCAGCUGGAGAUGAAGAAGGCCUGGGAUGAGUGGUGCAGGAAUCAGGUGGUUUUGAAGAAGAAGGCGGCUGCUGGUGCUGGACAGAGUAAAUAG
Molecule: messenger RNA, 3138 nt
Organism: Colletotrichum orchidophilum
Lineage: Eukaryota; Fungi; Ascomycota; Sordariomycetes; Glomerellales; Glomerellaceae
Product: DNA polymerase phi
Exons: 3
Coding region: 1-3138 (1045 amino acids)
Biological process (GO): regulation of DNA-templated transcription
Cellular component (GO): nucleolus
Molecular function (GO): rDNA binding; transcription factor binding
Source: RefSeq, a predicted model, not a curated record